Messenger RNA from Hibiscus syriacus, 1597 nucleotides. Its product is annotated as transcription factor bHLH18-like. The transcript has 4 exons. The record is from RefSeq and is a predicted model, not a curated record. Lineage: Eukaryota; Viridiplantae; Streptophyta; Magnoliopsida; Malvales; Malvaceae. Bases 139 to 1071 code for a protein of 310 amino acids. Gene Ontology annotation, molecular function: protein dimerization activity.
AAAGAGAGAAAAGAACAGCUUUUCUAAUGGAAAUCCUUUCAAGCAAAUGGAUAUCUGAACUGGUAAAACACUUUUCUUUCUCCUCCUGUUUGGGGAAAAAAACAUUUUUUCUUAUGAAAGUUGGUUGGUUUGCAGGAAAUGGAGGAUCCAACUUUUUUCCCACAAUUGCCUAUUGUCAACUAUUCAUUUGAUGAUAGAAAUUUCCAAUCCUUUUCAUCCGAGAGUUAUUCGUCUUAUCCAAACAUUGGCCAGAAAAUCUCCCAAAACGAUGUUUCAUGCUACAAUAUUGAAGCUUACCGUCAAGUGGACGAUGAGUUCACAAGGCCAAUGAAACAACUCAAAACCGAUAACUGGAGCUUCAUCCCACCAAAGGCUUCUUCUUCAUCUUCCCAUAUAAUAUCCUUCAACAACUCCAAUUCACCCCCGGCUGUCUGUCAACAACACCACGGCCUUGACUGCGACCUCAAACCAAACAAUAAUGAGGUUUCAAAGAGGGUGGUGCGUUCAUUGACUAGGACUCCACUACAUGCUCAAGAUCAUGUCAUAGCUGAAAGGAAGCGCCGCGAAAAGCUCAGCCAGAGGUUCAUUUCACUUUCAGCACUCAUUCCUGGCCUCAAAAAGACGAAUAAGACAUCGGUUCUUGGAGAUGCUAUCAAGUACCUGAAACAGCUUCAAGAGAAAGUGACAACACUGGAGGAACAAGUUGCUAAGAAAGCGGUGGAAUCAGUGUUCUUCGUGAAGAAAACCCAGAUUUAUGCAGACGAUAAGACAUCUUCCUCCGAUGAGAACUUUGAGAGUCAACAAUUCAACAAGCCAUUCCCUGAGAUCGAAGCAAGAGUUUCAGACAAAGAUGUGCUGAUUAGAAUCCACUGCGAGAACAGAAAAGGGUUCAUCUCCAACAUCAUAAACCAAGUCGAAUUGCUUCAUCUCUCUGUGCUCAAUACCAAAGUCUUGCCCUUUGGACAAGCCACUCUUGACCUAACCAUUGUUGCUCAGAUGAAAGCUGAGUUUUCAAUGACAGUGAAGGAUCUCGUGAAAACCCUACGACUGGCUUUGCUGAAGUUCAUGUGAUCAACAACUGCAAAAACCAUGUUCACACCGAGAAAACAAGAUUGCCACCAUAUUUCUUUUCAUCUCUCUCUCUCUCUCUUUUUGGAUCAGUGAUGAUUUUCUAUAGUUAAUCUUUUGUUGGGUUUUUCCCCUCAAACCUUAAAAGAGAGAAACAGUAGCCUGCGACCUGCCAUUAUCAACAUAGCUUGAAGGAUCCAGAUUUGGGAGAAAAGUAGGGUUUCCAUGUGUUUAGUUACUAGUUUUUCGUGGUGAUAACUUGUUGACCACGUUUAAUUUUUCCCUACUUGGCUGUAUUUGGAUUCUCCAUAGCUAUGAAAGCUUCAAGAGGUUUUUGAGGGGUUUUGACCUAAAAUCAUGUAACUGACCCCUCUUCCCCCUUGUUUUUUUUUUCUCUCCAUUAAAAGUUGGAGAUUUACAGGCAGAUUUUCUUUCUUAGGUUUGAUUAAAGUUUCUAGGAACCUUUAAUCUUUCGAGUGUUAUGUAAUAUUUCACCUUUAAUUUACUUGAUGUGGAUUGAAUAACAAAC